GCAAGGCCGAGAUGGCGACAGUGGCUUGGCUUCUGGGACGGCGUGCGGCGAGUUGGAGUCUGCGGUCGCCGCGGGCGCAGCUCGCUAGCCACGUGUCCCAGCGGGCCCACUCCCUCUUGCCCGUGGACGAUGCGAUCAACGGGCUAAGCGAGGAGCAGAAGCAGCUUCGUCAGGCCAUGGCUAAGUUUCUUCAGGAGCAUCUAGCCCCCCAGGCCCAGGAGAUUGAUCAUAUCAAUGAGUUCAAGAAUCUUCGAGAGUUUUGGAAGCAGCUGGGAAACCUGGGGGUCUUGGGUAUCACCGCCCCUGUUCAGUAUGGCGGCUCUGGCCUGGGCUACCUGGAACAAGUGCUGGUGAUGGAAGAGAUAUCCCGAGCGUCUGGAGCAGUGGGGCUCAGUUACGGGGCCCACUCCAACCUGUGCCUCAACCAAAUUGUGCGCAAUGGAAAUGAGGCCCAGAAGGAGAAGUACCUCCCCAAGCUGAUCAGCGGUGAAUACAUCGGAGCCUUGGCCAUGAGUGAGCCCAAUGCUGGCUCUGAUGUUGUCUCCAUGAAGCUAAAAGCAGAAAAGAAAGGUAAUCACUACAUCCUGAAUGGGAACAAGUUCUGGAUCACCAAUGGCCCUGAUGCUGACAUCGUCAUUAUCUACGCCAAGACAGAUCCCACUGCUGUGCCAGCCUCUCGGGGCAUCACAGCCUUUAUUGUGGAAAAGGGUAUGCCUGGCUUCAGCACCUCCAAGAAGCUGGACAAGCUGGGGAUGAGGGGAUCCAACACCUGUGAGCUAAUCUUUGAAGACUGCGAGGUUCCUGCUGCCAACAUCCUGGGCCAUCUAAGUAAGGGCGUCUACGUGCUGAUGAGUGGGCUGGACCUGGAGCGGCUGGUGCUGGCUGGUGGGCCCCUUGGGCUCAUGCAGGCUGUCCUCGACCACACCAUUCCCUACCUACACACAAGGGAGGCCUUUGGCCAGAAGAUUGGGCACUUCCAGCUGAUGCAGGGGAAAAUGGCCGACAUGUACACCCGCCUCAUGGCCUGUAGGCAGUAUGUCUACAAUGUCGCCAAGGCCUGUGAUCAGGGCCACUGCACUGCCAAGGACUGCGCAGGGGUGAUUCUUUACUCAGCUGAGUGCGCCACCCAGGUUGCCCUGGACGGCAUUCAGUGCUUCGGUGCCAACGGCUACAUCAACGACUUUCCCAUGGGCCGCUUUCUACGAGAUGCCAAGCUGUAUGAGAUUGGGGCUGGGACCAGUGAGGUGAGACGGUUGAUCAUUGGCAGAGCCUUCAAUGCAGACUUCCACUAAGCCCAAGAUCCUUCACCCCCUUUCUCAGCACCAAGAGGCCUUUCUUUGGACAUAGAGAUAUGGCAGCUCUCCUGCUGCUUGGCAGCAUUCACAUCAGCCCUUGGCCUCUGCGUGAGGUCUCUACCGUGGCUGACAAGUGCUGUGGGCCUCAGAACCUGGCCCCCAGGAUGCCACAAGUUGAAGGCAGACAUGGGGGGGUGGGGAGCAGCAUUUCUAGUUAUACCUUCCGGUCUGAAGAAGCUGGAGGACGUUAAUGAGGGUUGUGGUGGGUGGAGGGCCUUCCUGGAAAGUGGCUUAAAAUGGACUCAGCAGGAAGCAUACUGGCUGUUCUGGGGCGUCUGGGAAGGCAAGAAGCCACCCCUUUUUUGGAGGAGGAGGGGGGCUAUGCCUCUGGCAGAGAGCCCAGUACCCUAGAGGCAUUGCCCCUCUACAUGUAUUUGAACAUGGCAGCUUCGUCUUUCUAGGGAAAAAAACAAACAAACAAAACCCAAACCUAGCCUUUGUUUCUGCUGAUUUCUAGAGGCAUCAGCUCCCGAUAGCUGGUGAGCAGGUACCCUCUCAGCCACCGCUAGCGGUUCCUCCGGGCCCCUCCAGGGCUUUAUUCGUUAGGGCUGAAACCCCAAGGUGUUGGGGUGGAGCUCCAGGAAGAGGCAGCUCAGAGCACCUGGGCCACCCAGACUCCACGAUGUGGCAGAGAUCGGCAUGCUUGUGAGGGAUCAGCUGCGCGCCAGCCUCCAUGGCAGCACCUCUGAGCCCUUCAGCCCUGCCUGGCCACCGCCACCAUCCAGUCCUGGCCGGAUGACAGCCUACAGCUGACCAGGCAGCAGGCCUGGCUGGCAGCACAACUCCAGCCAAGGCCACCUGUGUACAUUUCUCUGGAUGCCCUAUGGCUAGUUUUGUUACAACAGCUCCGCGGCUGCUGCCAUUUUGUAUUAAGUGUUAGGAAGCAAACCCAUCUGCUUCUAAACUGGUGUUUCUGGCAGGGGGUGGGGAGCAAUCUAUUGCUACUGCCUCCUGUCCAGCGCUAGCCCUGUGGCCUUGGAGGAUAACUAGUCCAGGUCCUACUCUGCCAUCUCACCUACUCAUUGGUGAUGCGUGACAAAGAGAUGGUAUCUGCCUUGAGGACAGAAGAGGUUUCAGCCUCCCUUCCCCAGAUCUCCCAGUGGUUUUUAAAGGAAGAAGGGAGUCCAGAAAGGUAAGAGUCUUAGAGGUAGAAGGAAGCUUAUACAUUUCUGGACACCAUCCCCAUGGUUUUAGAAGACUAAGACAGGGGCAUCGCCUGGGUGGUUCAGUUGGUUAAGCUUCUGAUUUUUGGUUUUGGC
Enhydra lutris kenyoni (northern sea otter) is the source of this 2614-nucleotide messenger RNA. RefSeq names its product isovaleryl-CoA dehydrogenase. Gene Ontology annotation, molecular function: flavin adenine dinucleotide binding; 3-methylbutanoyl-CoA dehydrogenase activity. The record is from RefSeq and is a predicted model, not a curated record. Gene Ontology annotation, cellular component: mitochondrion. Gene Ontology annotation, biological process: L-leucine catabolic process. NCBI's taxonomy places the organism in Eukaryota, Metazoa, Chordata, Mammalia, Carnivora, Mustelidae. The coding region runs from base 12 to 1292 and encodes 426 amino acids. The transcript is spliced from 12 exons.